AGCAGCCGGAAGGACGUGUUGGCGGUUAGCCAAUAGUCGAGACAUGCGAUUUGAUCCACAUACCGGAGCCUUGCCUCAGUUGCUCUCACUCCGCCCUUGCGAUGGCUUCUGAGCUGCGCGCUAACAAGUCUGGUUUCGCCCGGGAGGUCCAGCAGAAGUUGACUGAGAAGUUUGAUGGUGCGGAAGCAGCGAAGACGUUACGUUGGAUUCGUAUGCUUAAAGCGCCUGAUGGGAUUCCUGAGCGGUUCGUCGAUGCUGUGCAAAAGAUACCCCCAAACAUCCAGUCAGUCGACAUGCGAGAUUACGCGGGUUACCUAACCGAUGGCUUAGUACUGGGCUAUCUCAUGGCCUGCUUGAAUCCCGACACUACUCAUCUGCUAAGCACAGUAAAAAGCUGGCAGGUGUCCGACAAGCCAAUCUUUGAAACUUCGCGUCAGCGAGACCGAAUUGGAUCCUUUCUGCAAUUCACCAGCAAGUUCGGAGUGGAUGGCGCUUUCCAAUUCCAGACUGAUCAACUGUAUGAAAGCACCAACUUGACACAAGUAGUUAUUUGUCUCGGUCAACUCGGUGUGUUAGCCCAGAGUAAAUCGGAUUACCGCGGUCCACCGGACUUUUGGGCCCAACGGCACAAGGAAAACAAGCGUGAAUUCACCGAAGAACAACUACGGUCGGGUGAACGGAUUAUCGGAUUACAAAUGGGCACAACAACUGGCGCCAAUGCCUCGGGUAUCACAUUUGGUAGUCAGAGACGUAUCACGGACUCAUUUUGACCAUGCUCUGCACACAUAGGUUGUCCCUUGGACAUGCAUGAAAGCUUUAUUACUGCCAGCAGUCGGUUCGUCAGAGUCUCCUUUUAUUACGCUUUGUUUUCGUACCAUUCAGCGCCUCUAUUUGAAUUCCUAAUGCCUCAUCACACAUGUUUUUGCCAGAUGGAUGUUUGAGCAAGCCACCCCCGGUUAAUUGUUUUACCACUUAUCUAUUGACUUAUGCGUAUCAUUAUCGCACAUAUGAGAUUUCGGCAUGCACAUGGAUAUAUACACCCCUUUGUGACACUGUAAUUCAGUCUUCUGGAGUUUCGUAUAUGCGCCACUGGUUUCCUUCUAAAAGUGCAUCUGAUCAUACCCAGAAAACUACUUUGUAGUUUCCUACCUAAGCAUAGAUGUUU
This is a messenger RNA of Dicrocoelium dendriticum, 1165 nucleotides long. Lineage: Eukaryota; Metazoa; Platyhelminthes; Trematoda; Plagiorchiida; Dicrocoeliidae. The record is from the annotation of a GenBank genome assembly.